Molecule: messenger RNA, 1663 nt
Organism: Hippocampus zosterae (dwarf seahorse)
Lineage: Eukaryota; Metazoa; Chordata; Actinopteri; Syngnathiformes; Syngnathidae
Product: nucleolin-like
Exons: 12
Coding region: 84-1355 (423 amino acids)
Cellular component (GO): cytosol
Molecular function (GO): mRNA binding
Source: RefSeq, a predicted model, not a curated record
AGUUAGUAAUCACCUCACGAUCUUGCGCAUGCGCAUCAGGAAAAGUUAGCUUGCGCACACGUGUGUCAGCGUCCACUACAAAAAUGGCGAAGGGCACAACAACUCAAGAGAUACCAAGUAAGGUUCUUGAGAAUAACGUUGACGACACCAGUGCCACAAGAAAACGGAGACGCAUAGCAGAAUCUAUUGGUCAAACGUCACCUCCCAAGAAAACGAAACUCAUCAACGACGGUCAUUGUGUUUUUGUUGGCAACUUAAACAACUCCAAAACCUUUGAAGAAGUCACUCAGUCAUUGGAAAAAUACUUCAUGACACAGAGUCUUUUGGUACAACACAUCAGAUUAGCUAAAUCCAGGAAACAUGCAUUUUUGGAUUUGGCCUCUAACAUUGAUGUGACUAAAGCUUUAUCACUGGAUGGAGAAAUGCUUCUCGGUCAGCCGCUGACUAUCGCUAAAGCAAAUGUCAAAACUGUGGACAGUUUGAAAAAGAAGGCGAAGCGUCCAAAGCCUGGCAAGAAAGCUCAGGAUGGAAGAUGUUUGUUUUUGAAGAAUGUCCCUUAUAAUGCAACAAGAAGAGACAUCCGGGAGAUUUUUCCAAAAGCAAUUCAAAUCAGGUUUCCUGAUCAGGCUGACCAUCCAAGCAGAGGCAUCGCAUUUUUAGAGUUUAAAAAUGAAGCUGUUGCAAAUAAAAUAAGGAAGCGCAAACAAGGAGCCAAGAUCCAAGAUCGGCUACUCAUCAUUGAUACUGUCGGAGUUGCCCGCAAAAGUGACAACAAAAAUGUCGACACCAAACCUACCAACAAAGUUGAAGUUUCUCCAACCACACUUUUUGUCAGCAACCUGCCUUCCAACGUGAAGGAAACGAAUGUAAAAAAUGUCUUUAAGAAAUCCGUCACUAUCACGCUACCAAACAAGGGUGGCAAAGCAAGAGGUUACGCAUUUGUGGAGUUUGCCAACGGGGAAGAUGCUCAAAAAGCCUUGGCCGACGCCAAAAACGCGACUGUCCGAAAAAGGCCCAUAAGAGUCCAGUUCUGUGAAAUGAAAGAAAAGCAAGAAAUUGGAAAAGAGGAGUCGACAAAACUAAUCGUAAGGGGACUUAGCAGUGAGACAACCGCGGAGAUUCUCAAAGGUGCUUUCGAGGGCUGUCUCAGUGCAAGAGUUGCAACAGAUAAAGUGACAGGAAAGUCCAGAAGGUUUGGGUUUGUGGAGUAUCCAAGUAAAGAAAUGUGUACAGCCGCCAAAGAGGCAAUGGUGAACAGCGAGAUUAACGGAAGCAAAGUCAACGUGUGUUAUGCAAGGUCCAACUCGAAAAGAGGCAAGCGCCCCCCCCCCCCCCCCCCGGCAGACUGGGAGUAAACAAAAGAGGACAAUGACGUGGAGCUGCCGAGAUGCUCUGUGCCGUUAAAAAAGUGGCAAAGGAAGCUGAUCUGAUAACUGGGCUGGAAAAGCAAAAGCAAAGGAAAUGUUUCUGCAUCAGAUAUUUUUCCUCCUAAAUAACUAUCAAUGAAUAAUUUGUACUUUGUAUGACCUUGUGGUGUAAUUUUUUUAAUAUUCUUUUUUUUCGCCAACUGUCACAGCUUUUUUGGAACGUGUCGCAAUUCAUAAAAUUCAAACUGAACGAUUGUUUGCUAAAAACAAUAAAGUUUAUCAGCUUGAACGUGAAA